Molecule: messenger RNA, 3144 nt
Organism: Strongylocentrotus purpuratus (purple sea urchin)
Lineage: Eukaryota; Metazoa; Echinodermata; Echinoidea; Camarodonta; Strongylocentrotidae
Product: ankyrin-3-like
Exons: 9
Coding region: 1-3144 (1047 amino acids)
Biological process (GO): RNA processing
Molecular function (GO): RNA binding; RNA nuclease activity; protein binding
Source: RefSeq, a predicted model, not a curated record
AUGCGCAGUGCAGACUCUGCACUGCACUUCUCUGGCUCCUCCAGUCAAGGAGCUGAGGUGAAUAACGUUGGUAAAGAUGGUUUUACCCCAUUACGACUAGCUGCAUGUAAUGGUCAUCUUGAUGUCACCAAAUGGCUGAUAAAUCGAGGAGCUGAAGUGAAUACAGGUGAUAGUGUGGGUUGGACUGCAUUACAUUUAGCCGCUUUUAAUGGUCAUCCUGAUGUGACCAAAGAACUAAUCAAUCAAUGUGCUGACUUUAACCACACCAAUUAUGAUGGUUGGACUGCAUUACAUGCAGCUGCUAAUGAAGGACAUCUAGAUGUUGUCACAGAAUUAAUCAGUCAAGGAGCUGAUGUUGAUAAGGCUAGUGACAACGGAUGGUCAGCAUUAUAUCUUGCUGCAGCUGCUGGUCGUGUUCGUGUUUCAAGUGCUUUGCUUAGUCAGCAAGCUGAGCUGGCCACAUCAAAUAUAAUUCAUUGGACGGAGUUUCAUUCCGCUGCAGAGAGAGGCGACCUUGAUGCCAUGAAAGAUCAUGUCAGUCAAGGAGCCAAGCUGAAUAAAGCUGGUUCUUUUGGUUGGACAGCCUUACACAUUGCAGCAAGUAAUGGCCAUCUUAAUAUGACAAAAUAUUUGCUGAGUAAAGGAGCAGAUGUGAAUUCUAGCAAUGACUUUGGUAGGUGUGCCUUGCAUAGUGCCGCAGAGAAAGGGAACUUGGAUGUCGUGGAAUAUCUGAUCAGUGAAGGGGCCGAUAUGAAUAAGGGAAAUGACCGUGGAUUGACUGCCCUACAUUUUGCAUCAUCGUCUGGCCAUUUAGAUAUCGUCAAAUCCCUCAUCGGCAGAGGGGUUGAGGCAGAUAUUUGCAAUGCAUAUGGAACUACUGCUCUCCAUUAUGCUUUAUUUAAUCGUCGGAUCGACAUUACGAAGUAUCUGCUUAGCCAAGGCUCUGAACUGAUUAAGAGAAGCGUUCGGAACUCCGUCAUCUUACAAUUUGAUGGACAGUAUGGUCAUUAUGAUGUUGUGCGAUGUGUGCAGAGUCGUGUAGGUCACGCAGUUAGCAGAUUCAGGGAUUCUUUCACUGUCUUUAGAGGUACUCCAGAAAGUGAUCUUGGUAGAACCAAAUAUCAAGAUGGCGAUGAGGAUAAGACACUUAAAGGGGGAAUGGUUAUUGUGAAAAUGACACGUAUAUCGUCUGAUCUUAACAGUCAUGAAGAUCUUCUUGUAAGUGAAGGAGGCAGAACAGCUGGUAGCACAUCAUUACAAUAUGCUACAGAAGGUGGCUGUCUUGCAGUUGUUCGGUAUCUGAUUACUCAAGGAGCUGAAGUGAACGAAAGCAACAAUGCUGGCUGGACUGCUCUUCAUGUUGCUGCGCAAGUGGGUCGUCUUUUUAUUGUAGAUUAUCUACUUGAACAGGGAGCUGAAGUAAACAAAGGAGACUUCGAUGAUAUCUCGCCUUUGCAUGUUGCUGCAUUUGUUGGCCAUUGUGAUGUUACCGAGCAUUUGGUUAGGCGAGGAGCAGAGGUCAACGGCGCCACCAAUGAGAAAGGUUCAACAGCCCUACAUGUCGGAGUGCAGAACGGGCAUCUUGAUAUCACAACAUUUUUGCUCAACCACGGAGCCGAAAUUGAUGCGACAGACAAUGAUGGUUGGACUCCCUUGCAUAUUGCUGCUCAGAACGGUCACAUCGAUAUCAUGAGGUGUCUACUUCAGCAACUUGCAGAUGUUAACAAGGUUACCAAGAAGGGAUCAUCUGCAUUGCAUUUGUCUGCUGCAAAUGGACAUACCGAUGUCACAAGAUAUCUAUUAGAGCACGGAGCUGGAGUAAAUCUGAGUAAACCUGAUCAGACUGCGUUGCAACUCGCCGCAGAACAAGACCAAGUUCAUGGAGCAAGUUCAGAUGCGUGGUGUGCUGAAGGGCAGAAACACCCUUUCCCCCCAAAUGGCCAUGCAGACACUGAGGCUUUAACAGAAGAUGAGAAGAAGGUUGUUGGACAACAUGCUGAGAAAGGCUGCACAGCAGUUCAUUUAGCCACGCGGAAUGGCAACACCUCCAUCAUCGAGACAUUAGUUUCCCAUGGCGCUGAUCUCAACAUCCAGUCCAUCGACGGAGAGACCUGUCUUCACGAAGCCAUCAGACUUUGUGGUAGGAAGGACAUCAACGUUGAAGCAACACCAGUACUCCAAAGGAUCUCAGCAGAGUUCUAUCAGAAUGAAUUGUCUCCCAAGAAGGCCCUGGUCUUCUAUCUCUUGGACCAUGGAGCAAAGCCGGACAUCAAGGAUAACCAAGGCAACCUACCAGUCCACUAUGCCAAGGAUGAAAUCACUCGCCAGAUGAUUUUCUCAAGGUCUCCUGCCAUGGACAUCAUCAGAGCUGAUCGAGACAAAUACCAUUGUGAAGGCAUCUUCGACCAUAAUGGAGGAGAGCUGCAGAUCCCGUCAUACGGAUUCACUCUUUCCAUCCCUCCCGGUGCGCUGCAAGAGGGUUCUAGUGAAACGAUCACUUUAGAUGUUCUCAAAGACAUUCCACCUGCAAUCACUCUAAGACCCGAUGAGACGAUUCUUACCUAUGGCUUUCAGUGUCUUCCGUCAGGAUUACAAUUUGUAUCAGAGAAACCUGUCAGAUUGAAGAUUCCUCAUUGUGCCAACCUCAUUGAUCCGACAAAAGUGCUGGUCGUUAUGUACUUCUGGAAUCACGAAGGAGAAGCUGAUCGCAUUGUACAAACUUCAGGAACCUGUCUGGUUACAUGCAACCAUGUGGAGAUUUCACUGGAGCACUUUACAAUAGGACUUCCGGCCUUCAUUACAAAUCUGUUCUACAUGAAAAGCAAACGAAUGUCCUUCAUGCCUUUUCUUCCAAAGAUUAUGCCACAGUGUAGAGAAAUGCCGCUCGAGUUUCGUAUGGCCAACAAACCUCAUGGAAACUCUUGGAGAGAUGUUCAUGAAAUCGGAGAGAAAGCAGAGUAUCAACCCGCUAAAGAUGAUGAUGAUGAGAUGAAUGUCAAAUGUGAAGAUAUGGAAAUCACUUGCCAACUGAAUGAUAAUGACACAUGUAGAAAGAUGUACAGACGAUUGGCAAAAUACUCCGAAGUAACACUCCUUGGUCCGGAUCACGAGCUACAGAGCGACAAUUUUCCUCGUGCAACCUAG